AGAAAUCUCACCCUCUGGCCUUACCUAAGCCAUUCAUUUGUUAUCCAUUCAUUCUCUUCUCUUUCUUCUUGACGCAAGAGAGCAUGAAAUCAGAAGGGGAAGAGCUAAUAUUUUAUCCGAAAAUGCCCAGGGAGUGAGAGAAAGGAGAGUUCGAGGAUGAUGGAGGUGGUUCCGACACUAAGUCUUGAACCCUAGCCGUCACCCCAAUUCUAUCAUCCAUCGUCUUGUUAAUUUAACGCCGGUGGUGCAGCGAUGCCGGCCAACGCGAAGCAGAAACCACUCCCGCCGACACCUUUGUUUUCGAUAUGUAUUUUGGAUGUAUUAAGUCCCGCACUCCAGCCGACUUCAGAUGAGGAUUGCAUUACCAUCGGACAUCGUAUUCCCAGGAGGCCAGGAGGAUGCGAAGCUCCGAUAGUCCGAUCCAUACCAAUCGCAGAAGCUCAGAUCGCAUCUGCCGGGAUGAAAUCGAUCUAGAGGCUCAUAUCCCGCAACCAUUCAAUCCAUUCAACCCUCAAUUGCCAACUCAAAUUUGCGAUUGCAGGAAGAAAAACGACUUCUUGCGUAGCAAAAUUUGGAAUGCAAUCGCUUCGAGGAGAGCUCGUUAAGUGCUAAACUUUGGGAAGGAUUGGAGGCGACAUGGCUGCCGGGCUGGACAGACCAGCGGCAAUCCGGAUCUUCACUGCAGCUUUUGAAAUGG
Messenger RNA from Cuscuta campestris, 697 nucleotides. The record is from the annotation of a GenBank genome assembly. NCBI's taxonomy places the organism in Eukaryota, Viridiplantae, Streptophyta, Magnoliopsida, Solanales, Convolvulaceae.